GACAGCGGUCUGCGGCGGGCGUUCACAAAAGCAAUUCAUGUCGGCUCUUUAAUCUGUUUUGGAUUCACGGAGCCGGGCAUGUAUUGAUGAAAUUUGAGAAUUAGAGGCAAUCUGAUCUUUCAUCUUUUCAACUCAAGAUGAGCGGGAGCCCUCACGAGGGAUUUGAAUUCCGGAGCUCUACAAUGCCGUACAGUUCAAUAGGAAGUUUCAUGGAUUUCUUUGGAGCCAUGGCAUAUGACCACAUGAACUAUAUCUUUGCUGAUGAUACUACAUAUGCUCCGGAAACUGUUUACCCAGCUGUUUAUACCAAUCAAUACAAAUUUGGAUUCUCUGAAACUGAGAAUUCUUGUUAUUAUCAUGAUUAUGGCAAUGCCCAUGUUUUGAAUAAUCAAAUAUCUGGAAAUGAGGGACAAGAUAGCCAUUUAGAGAAUGCUUCGUCAAGAGUUGCUGAAACUGAGACUGCAGCACCGGCAGAUAUGCAUCAUCAGGAAAAUACGAAUGCAGAUUCCAUGGAAUGUCCACGAGGUCAUCAUAGUACUCAUGUCAAUGAGGUCGUUUGGCAAGACAAUGUCGAUCCCGACAAUAUGACUUAUGAGGAAUUGCUUGAAUUGGGUGAGGCCGUCGGAACUCAAAGCCGAGGACUUUCUUAUGACCAAAUCUCUUUGCUUCCCGUCUCCAAGUUUAAGCUCAAGUUUGGCCAAUUCUUUAGGAAGAAGUCAAGAAAUGAAAGGUGUGUGAUAUGCCAGAUGGAAUACAAGAGAGGCGAUAGACAAAUCACUCUUCCAUGCAAACACGCCUAUCACAAAUCUUGCGGCAGCAGAUGGCUCAGCAUCAACAAAGCGUGUCCCAUUUGUAACUCGGACGUGGUGGUGGUGGUGGUGACCAAUGCAUCCAAGCACUAAAAAGGUCUUUUACUUCUUUUUUUGUUUUGUUUUAUAUACAUAGGGAAAAUGGAGUGCAUUUUUUUUCUUUUUUUUCUUCCCCUUUUUUCCUCUUUAAACUUACAAUAGUGGGCUCUACUUUACCUUUUCUGUUAUUCUACAUAAUUUUCCUUCACUGUUAACAGUUCGUGUUAACAACGUAUGAAGUACUCUAUUAACUUUGUCCAUGUUAGAAUAUAUGGAGGAGUGUCUU
Cuscuta campestris is the source of this 1134-nucleotide messenger RNA. NCBI's taxonomy places the organism in Eukaryota, Viridiplantae, Streptophyta, Magnoliopsida, Solanales, Convolvulaceae. The record is from the annotation of a GenBank genome assembly.